AUGCCUGGCAGAGGUGUGGGCACACACUCUCCUGCAGAUCAGCUCCCAUUUCGAGCUGUUGCCGAUGCCAUUAGAACAAGCCUUGGACCAAAGGGAAUGGAUAAAAUGAUCCAGGAUGCUAAAGGAGAUGUGACAAUCACUAAUGAUGGUGCUACUAUUCUGAAACAAAUGCAGGUUCUGCACCCUGCAGCCAAAAUGCUGGUAGAGCUGUCCAAAGCACAAGAUAUCGAAGCUGGUGAUGGCACUACCUCUGUGGUUGUCAUUGCUGGAGCUCUUUUGGAUGCCUGUUCAAGACUUCUUCAGAAGGGAAUUCACCCCACCACUAUUUCAGAGUCAUUCCAGAAAGCUUUGGAUAAAGGCAUUGAGGUACUGACCAACAUGGCGCAGCCAGUUGAGCUGAGUGACAGAGAAACCUUGCUGAACAGUGCGACCACUUCACUGAACUCAAAGGUUGUGUGUCAGUAUUCUAGUUUACUUUCUCCGAUGAGUGUGGACGCAGUGAUGAAGGUGAUUGACCCAACUACAGCUAAUAGUGUGGACCUCAGAGAUAUUAAAAUUGUGAAGAAGCUGGGGGGCACAAUUGAUGAUUGUGAACUGGUUGAAGGACUAGUCCUCACCCAGAAGGUGGCAAAUACUGGUGUAACCAGAGUGGAAAAAGCCAAAAUUGGCCUCAUUCAGUUCUGCUUGUCUGCUCCAAAGACUGAUAUGGACAACCAAAUCGUUGUUUCUGAUUAUGCUCAAAUGGACAGAGUGCUGCGUGAAGAGAGAGCCUAUAUUCUGAAUUUAGUGAAGCAGAUCAAGAAGGCUGGAUGCAACGUGCUGCUGAUUCAAAAAUCUAUUCUGCGGGAUGCUCUUAGUGACCUUGCCCUCCAUUUUCUGAACAAAAUGAAGAUAAUGGUGGUUAAAGACAUCGAAAGAGAUGACAUCGAGUUUAUAUGUAAGACAAUUGGAACUAAGCCUGUGGCUCAUAUUGACCAGUUUACUCCUGACAUGCUGGGGUCUGCUGAGCUGGCAGAGGAGGUCAACCUGAACGGUUCGGGGAAACUACUAAAGAUCACAGGCUGCACAAACCCUGGAAAAACCGUAACCAUCGUGGUACGUGGAUCCAACAAACUUGUUCUAGAAGAAGCCGAGCGUUCAAUUCACGAUGCCCUGUGUGUUAUAAGAUGCUUAGUUAAGAAAAGAGCUUUAAUUGCAGGAGGUGGAGCCCCAGAGAUAGAGCUGGCGCUGCGCUUGAACGAGUACGCCCGCACGCUGAAGGGCAUGGACUCUUACUGUGUCCGUGCCUACGGAGACGCCCUGGAAGUCAUACCUUCCACCCUGGCUGAAAAUGCAGGUCUCAACCCCAUCUCAACUGUCACAGAGCUGAGAAACAGACAUGCCCAAGGAGAGAAAACAGCUGGCAUUAACGUCAGAAAGGGUGGGAUUUCCAACAUCUUGGAGGAGCUGGUUGUCCAGCCACUGCUUGUGUCCCUGAGUGCACUGACUCUUGCCACAGAAACUGUGCGCAGUAUUCUGAAGAUUGAUGAUGUGGUGAACACUCGGUGAGCUCAA
Messenger RNA from Chaetura pelagica (chimney swift), 1554 nucleotides. RefSeq names its product chaperonin containing TCP1, subunit 4 (delta) (gene CCT4). Gene Ontology annotation, cellular component: chaperonin-containing T-complex. Gene Ontology annotation, biological process: protein folding. Gene Ontology annotation, molecular function: ATP binding; ATP-dependent protein folding chaperone; ATP hydrolysis activity. NCBI's taxonomy places the organism in Eukaryota, Metazoa, Chordata, Aves, Apodiformes, Apodidae. The record is from RefSeq and is a predicted model, not a curated record. The transcript is spliced from 14 exons. Bases 1 to 1548 code for a protein of 515 amino acids.